UCGGCAGAGAGGAGGGACAGAAGCGGGGAGGAGGACAGAGGAGGACAGGAGGAGCUGGGAGGAGGGUGCUGGUAGAGGGACAUUCACUCAUUGUUACCAACUCGAGGAGCGCCGGAGACCCCGUUGCUACACGUGAAUUUUCGGCACAACAUUCAGGUCGCAUCAUCUCCAUCUGUGGUUGUCGUUGUUCUUUUCUCCCAAGCGUCAUCGCUGUCCAUCGAGGCAGGAGAGGGAGGAGUGAGAGCCAUUGGGUCACACAGCGCGGCGUCUUAAAGGACCACAGCGUCUCUCAGGUGAUGGAGGUCUUGUGACAUACUGCUGCUGCCGCUGACAGGAAUCCCCACGGCGAUGGAUGUGGCCAGCUUCAGCCAUGGCUGUGUUGAAUUACGCUGCCCGACCCAGGCUGUUUCUCUGUGACCUGAAGAGGAGGAGGACGAGGCUACCAGACAGUCCUGGACACUCCUUAAGCUUUGUGAUUACCCUUUCCUGGUGAACAAGGCAGGCUCACCCUCUCUUCCUGACCAGCUGUACCCUGGUUCUUUCUUCUCUCCUACUGUACGGACGAGCCAUGGAUCUCCUGUGGGUGCUGUCGGUGUCCAUGUUGACGGCGUGUGUUGCCAUCCCCAUGGAUGCAGCGGCGGGGAGCCACAGUCUGUUCACCUGUGAGCCCAUCACCCUGCGCAUGUGCCAGGGGCUGCCCUACAACUCCACGUUCAUGCCGAACAUACUGAACCAUUACGACCAGCAGACUGCCGCCCUCGCCAUGGAGCCCUUCCAUCCCAUGGUGAACCUACAGUGCUCUGCUGAGCUCAGGAUGUUCCUGUGCGCCCUCUACGCCCCGGUGUGUACCGAGUACGGGCGGAUGACUCUGCCCUGUCGCCGCCUGUGUCUGCAGGCCAAAAGCGACUGCUACAAACUAAUGGACAUGUUUGGCGUCAGCUGGCCGCAGGAGAUGGACUGCGACAGGUUCCCAGACUGUGAUGAGGCCUACCCCCGCCCUGUAGACCUCCUGCCCAUUUCGGACACAACCGAAUCCCCCAUCUCUGUCCAGCGGGACUACGGCUUCUGGUGUCCAAGAGAACUCAAAAUCGACCCCGAGCUGGGCUACUCGUUCAUGGGGGUCCGCGACUGCUCCCCCCCCUGUCCCAACAUGUACUUCACACGCGAGGAGCUGGCAUUUGCCCGCUACUUCAUCGGGGUGGUGUCCAUCGUCUGUCUGUCCGCCACCCUCUUCACCUUCCUGACUUUCCUCAUUGAUGUAUCGCGCUUCCGCUACCCAGAGCGUCCAAUUAUAUUCUAUGCCGUGUGCUACAUGAUGGUGUCCCUCGUGUUCUUCCUGGGCUUUCUGUUGGAAGACAAAGUCUCCUGUAAUGCAGCGAGCCCUGGGAGAUUUAGGGCUUCAACGGUGACGCAAGGCUCUCAUAAUAAGGCCUGCACCCUGCUCUUCAUGGUGCUGUACUUCUUCACCAUGGCCGGCAGUGUCUGGUGGGUGAUUCUGACCAUCACCUGGUUCCUGGCUGCUGUUCCCAAGUGGGGCAGUGAGGCAAUAGAGAAGAAGGCCCUGCUCUUCCACGCCUUUGCCUGGGGCAUCCCCGGUGUCCUGACAGUUAGCCUGCUCGCCAUGAACAAGAUCGAGGGAGACAGCGUCAGCGGUGUUUGCUUCGUGGGGAUGUACAACUUGACGGCCCUGCGUUGGUUCCUACUGGCCCCACUGGGAUUGGACGUAGUGGUUGGUGUGGCCCUGCUGCUGGCAGGCAUAGCAGCGCUAAACCGAGUCCGCAUGGAGAUUCCACUGGAGAAGGAGAACCAAGAGAAACUGGUGAAGUUCAUGAUUCGUAUUGCUGUGUUCUCCGUGCUCUACCUGGUCCCCCUGCUCUCCGUUCUGGGCUGCUACCUUUAUGAGAGCAGCUACCGAGCCAUCUGGGAGACGACCUGGGUCCAGGAGAAGUGCAGAGACUACCACAUCCCCUGCCCCUUCCAGGUGGAGCGCACCAGUCGUCCCGACCUGGUCCUGUUCCUCAUCAAGUACCUGAUGAUGCUGAUCGUAGGAAUCCCCUCUGUGUUCUGGGUGGGCAGUAAGAAGACCUGCUUCGAGUGGGCCAGCUUCUUCCACGGCAAGAGGCGCAAAGAUGCCAUGGUCAAUGAGAGCCGUCAGGUGCUCCAGGAGCCCGACUUCGCACAGCUGCUGCUCAGGGACCCCAACACGCCCAUCGUGAGGAAGUCACGGGGCACGUCCACUCAGGGGACCUCCACCCAUGCCUCAUCCACCCACCUGGCCAUGUUGGAUGAACCGCCCAGCGCCAGCACCAGCAGGGCCGGCUCAGUGCGCAGCCAGCGCUCCAAGAUGAGCAGCUACCACGGCAGCCUGCACCGCUCUCGAGACGGCAGAUACACGGCGUCCAGUUUCCGUGCUGCAGACGACCGGCUGCCCUACGGAAGCAUGCCUCGCCUCAACGACCAGUCCCAGUCCAGACACUGCAGCACCAAUCGCCUGGAGAGCCUAUCACGCCACGGCUCCACCCAGCGACUGGAGAGCCAAUCACGACACAGCAGCGUCAGGGACCUCAGCAGUGCCACCCAAGCUGUUCUUUGUGUCCCUGGAAACGGGAUCCACAGGGUCCUGGAGGAGGACGGAGCUACAGCCUGAACUGGAAACAGCUGUGAUCCCCUUUUUCCUGGAUACUCCUGAAGAAGUGACAGGAUGAGUAGAAGUGAAAGUAGGAAUGAUGACUUUUCUUUUUCUACGAAAUUAAAGAAUGUGCGAGGACCACGGUGAGCUCGACAAAGUGCAGGGUAGCAGCCACGGCGGCGCCCGCUCCUGUCGAGCUCAAAGCCGAAGCACAUUAUGGUGCUCCAGUUUACUGAAGAAGUUAGUAUAGGACGACAUCCGGCCAAAUUUAAACUGAGUGUGGAUCGUUGCCUUAACACGUCCUCUCAGCUUUACUCGACCCCACUAGCUGAUCCCAAAAACUCAAGUUCAAAUAGAUUUUAGUCCAGUUCACACAACAGCCUGUGGAUAGCCGACACUGGGAAAUGAUGGCCUCACUGUUGGACCUACAAUACUGUGCCAGUCAAGAACGACGUGUGACCCAACACUGACAGACUUCAGUGGUUGUUUGUUUUUUGUUUUUAAUUGUGUAGAAGACACUGAACAAGAUCUGAAUGAUGGACCAUAGACGUUAUUAGCCUUCAGCAGUCAGUCAUUUCAGCUGUGUUGCACCUCUGACAUCUCCCAUUAUUUUUCAGAUGGUAACUUAACCUGCUAAAAGCCCUGCUUCUAAAGGACGAUUAUUCACACACAAACCCCGUAUGAAAGGUAACAAACCAGCUGCAGCAGAAUUUAGGGAACGAACAGUCUCUGAACAUGUUUUUUUAUAUACUGAGGUACUUCAUCACUUUGAUGGAAUAAUGUAUAUAAUGAUGAGAAAAAAAAAAGCCUGGGUCUGUGCUUUGUCGGGAUGUAAAGGGCUGAAAUAUACAGGGGGAAGAAAGCUGAAUCCAAAUGCUUGCCUUAUGACUGUGUGUUCAGACAGAAUGCUAAGAAACAUUUACAGGAGAUGUGACUGCUUCCGGACAUGAGGGUAAGACAUAAGAAGUGAGUCUGCUUCAUAAGUGUAGAGAUGAUGAAGAUGAUGGGAGGAAGAACUGGAGUUUUUGGUGACUCAGAGGCUGAAGUUAACACACACACACACACAGCUAGUGUGUGUAUUGCUGCUAGCAAGCUUACAGCUAAUGUACAGUUGGUAAAUUGGCUGUUUGGAGGAAAUAAAUACAAAAGUUCCUGCAGUGGAACUUGCACGAAUAACCCGAGGUGACAAUUAGCUUCUGUCUGAACACAUCUUUCCAGUUUGAAUAGGUGAUAUAAUGCGCCCUUAAAUUAGAGUCAGAUUCCAAGUAGUUUGCCCCUUUUUAAAAAUGUGUCCUUACUUGUAUAGCUACUGUAAAAUGUUAGACCAGCGUUUCCUCUCGCAGCAAAACCUGUGCAUAGAUGUAAAAACUGAACUUUUGUUGAUCAUUUGUAAUAAAGUUUUUUUUUUAAGAACA
This is a messenger RNA of Scatophagus argus, 4044 nucleotides long. It is a transcript of the gene fzd3a, whose product is annotated as frizzled class receptor 3a. The coding region runs from base 569 to 2647 and encodes 692 amino acids. Gene Ontology annotation, cellular component: plasma membrane. The record is from RefSeq and is a predicted model, not a curated record. Gene Ontology annotation, molecular function: Wnt receptor activity; Wnt-protein binding. Gene Ontology annotation, biological process: non-canonical Wnt signaling pathway; canonical Wnt signaling pathway. The transcript has 9 exons. NCBI's taxonomy places the organism in Eukaryota, Metazoa, Chordata, Actinopteri, Scatophagidae.